UAUAAAUAUAAGUGUGUAAGUGCGUGCUGAAAGAAUUUUACAAAACUGAAAUUACAAAUUGUUCAAACGAAAAUAAGAACGUUUUUGAUCGACAAAUAAGAUAGCACUUUAGGCAGCAAUAUGCUGCAUUCUAAUGUAAAUUUUAUUGAAGAUAUCAACGACGUAUAAUAGAAAAAAAAAACAACACAAAUAAAAAACUUGAUGCAUUGCAAAUAAUUACCAGCUCGUACGCAUAUAUAUUAACCAUAUAUAUAUAUAUAAAAACAUAAAUAUAAUAAUCAAAAAGCCCGAUAAAAUACAAAAACACAACUGGCAACUUGAUUGAAGCAACCGCAAACGCACGGCGGCGUCGGCAGCUGACGCAGCAGCAGCCGCUGCAGUCGCAGCAGACGUCGUCAGCAGCAGCAGCAGCCAUGAAAGUGGAUACGGUGAAAUUGAAAAAAGGCUCCUCGGAGCUGACAGCCGAAUGUCGCGAAUUAAUCGAUGAGCUGACCAAACGACGCACACGUGCCGAACUCCUUGAGUUUCUGGACACGGUGCACGUGUGGAUCUAUGGCAAAUGUGAGCUAUAUCAUUGGAUCGAAAUACUCGAUCGUUUCGAUAAAAUUCUCGAGGAGGCGGCACGACAUGUUAAUGCCAAUGAGUUUGUCCUGCAAUGCGACACAACAUUUCUGAAUACGGAUGUUACGUUGCUGCUGCAUGUGCUGAAUUUCACCACAUUGCUUAUUGAGCAUUCGUUCUCGCGCCAUUUGUACAAUUCAAUUGAGCAUUUGACGCAGCUACUGUCAUCACAGAACAUGGACAUUGUUCUCGCCGUGCUCAAUUUGCUGUACAUGUUCUCAAAGCGCAGCAAUUUCAUACCGCGCUUGCCAUUCGAAAAAAAGGAAUUGCUGAUUGUCAAACUGUUCAACAUAGCCGAGCGCUGGGGCGAUCCAAACUAUGGCCUGUCGCUUAAGGAUUGCUGCAUUGUCGAACCCAAAUUAGAGUUUCUCUAUCAGCUGUGCAUCGAUUAUGUGGAUGAGCAUGGUCAUGCCGCUCAGCUGGAAAUACCGGACAUGAUGGAUCUAUGUCAUAAAGCGGCCGCGCCCGAGGUUAUCAAAACCAUUGCCGGCCAGAUCUCAAAACCGAGUGAGGCCAUCAAAAUGCGUAUUGCGCAUCGUGUGCGCCUCAUCUGUGGCUUCAACGAUUACAAACUGCGGCUGCAGUUCGUUCAGGCUCGCCUGCAAGCUGUCUCCAUUCUGAUCUAUUCGAACGCACUGCAGGAUAACACCGAUAAGGUGCUCUACGCUGGCUUUGGCGAGGAGCUGUGCGAAUUGAUUGACAAGGAGGAUGUCCAUCUGGUGGAGAUACGCGCUGCAGUGUUACGCACGCUCACAUCGAUGCUCCACUUUGAUCGCAAUCCCAGUGUGCCACGAGCUGGCUCCCGUUUAAUGAAGAUUGUGCACUACACUGGCGCAGAGCGUCAAGGCGGCACAUUGCCAUUGCUGGUGCGCGAUUGCAUUGACAAUUUGACGACACACGGAUUAACCGAACGCUAUCCAUUGAUCUUGGCCACAUCGCUCUUCUCGCUGCUGUAUCAUCUGGCCAGCUAUGAGCUGGGCGGCUCUGCGCUGGUUAAAAGCGGGAUGAUGCAGUCACUGUUGCGUGUCAUCAGCUGGCCUGGUGUUGAUCUGGAGCACAUCACAUUUGUGACACGCGCUGUGCGCGUUAUUGAUUUGAUUACGAACAUUGACAUUGCGCGUUUCCAUCAGAAUAACGGUCUCAAUGUGUUCAUCGAUCGUUUGGAGAAGGAGAUUAAGAGCUGUUGUCGCGCCCUCGCCGAAAUUGGCAUCACACUCAAAGAGUCGACGCUGCGCGAUGAGCAUGGAAUGAACGAUAAGCUGGAUAGUUCAUUGGAGCAGGCCGACGAUGAUGAUGCGGCCACCGAGAAUGCAUCGGUGGCCAGCGGCAGUGCAUCGCCGCGUCGUGACAAUUCCAGCAGCGAUGCCAGCGAGCAUGCGCAACGUGCCUAUCGUGCUUUUAUGGAGAACGAUGCACAACAACAACGAGGCGCAGGUUAUGCUUCGGCAGGUGGAGCUGCGUCAGCCAGUUGGCUGGAUCUUGGUGGAGCACGCAACUUGGAUGCGGCCGCAGCUGGUGAUGGAGCUGCUGGCGGAGCAGCCGCCUCAGGAGCAACUGAUGCGACACCGGAACGUGUCGUUCAAUAUCCGGCAAACAGUUACUAUGCCCGACCGCUGGCCGAGCGCAAAGCAGAGCUAUCCACGCAGCUGCCAAGCAGCCUGCAGCCGAAGAAGCCCUCGUGUGUGACACAGCGUGCGGCGCUGCUCAAAUCAAUGCUGAAUUUCCUCAAGAAGAGCAUACAGGAUCACGCGCAUUUCAGCAAUAUGCGCAACAUCAUGGAGACGAGCUUAACGCAAUCGCUGCGUCACAUUAUCGCCAAUGCGGAGUAUUAUGGUCCAUCGUUGUUUCUGCUCGCCACCGAUGUGGUCACCGUUUACGUCUUCAACGAACCAUCGUUGCUCUCAUCCCUGCAGGACUUGGGCAUCACCAGUGUCAUGCUGAAGGCGUUGCUGCAAAAGGAUGUGCCCGCAACACGUGAAGUUCUCGGCUCGCUGCCGAAUGUAUUCUCAGCGCUGUGCUUGAACGAACGCGGUCUCUUUGAAUUCCUAUCGUAUGAUCCGUUUGACAAGGUGUUGAAGGUGCUGCUAUCGCCCGAUUAUUUGGUCGCAAUGCGUCGUCGUCGCAGCUCGGAUCCGUUGGGAGAUACGGCCACAAAUUUGGGCAACGCCAUGGAUGAUUUGAUCAAGCAUCAUCCGUAUUUGCGUGCCGAUGCCACCGAAGCGAUUGUCCGACUCCUCAACGAACUGGUGCGUCUCGGCUCCGAUCCCAGUUUCAUUUGCUGGCGCGCCAACAAGGAGAGCAGCUCAACGAGUGCCGCACACAGCGCAGCGCCAUCGACGCCUUCGCCCUCUGCCAUGGUGAUGGUGGCUGCCGGGCCGGUGUUGCAGAGUGCUGCCGAUAACAAUGAUAGCAGCGGCGAUGAUGAUGACGAUGACGAUGAAAUGAGUUCGGCAUCCCAACAGCAGCAGCAACAACAGCAACAACAACAGCAGCAGCAGCAACAACAACAACAGCAGCAACGCGUGUCGCCUGGAGCCAAUCGUCAACAGCAAGCGGCGGCAACCACAACAGCAGCGGGAGCAGCAACAGCUACAGCGCAAGCAACACCAGCUCAACAACAGCAACCAGCACAAGCGACCACAACCACAGCAACAGCUGCCACUGCAGCAACAACAACAGCAACAGCUGCAACUUCCACAGCAACAACAACAACUGUGGCUGCCGCUGUGGCAGCGCCAACAACACCGCAACCGGAACGCGAAGCCAUACCAUUGAUUGACUACAUACUGAACGUGAUGAAGUUCAUCGAGGCGAUCUUCAGCAACAGUCCCAAUGGCGAUCAUUGCCGUGAGUUCGUCCAAAAGGAUGGCCUCACACCCAUCUUGCAGCUACUCUCGCUGCCCAAUCUGCCCGUCGAUUCGCCCGUUUCCACCACCUCCCAGGCGGUGGCGAAUGUGUGCAAAGCGAUCUUGAGCCAGGCACAAGAGACCAAAGUCCUGGACGUUGCGUUGCGUCAACUGGCGAACAUUGUGGCCCAGCUGAAGCCACUGAUCAAGCACUUUACCUUUCCCGGCGGAAGUGUGUUACUCGCUGAGCUCGUGUGUUGUCAGCGACUCGAGGAUGGCUUCUCGAAUGCCAACUAUACACCGAUCUUGCACAACAUGAGCUUUGUCCAUGGCUAUGUGGUGAUGUUGGUGCACUUGUGUCGCAAUGCAUCGACCGAGAUGCGAACCGUGCUCCUUAAGCGUUGGGGCGCCCAACGUGAGACGGGCGUUCAACUGUUGCAACAACUCGUUCAACUCUACAUAUCGUUGGUGUGGGAGAGCACCAUACUGCUAAAUCUCUGCUCGGAUGAGCCCACCCAGCAUCCAGAUCUCAUUUGGGAUGAGAUUGCCGCACAAAUGUCCGCCGCAGCUGGGACCGCCGAUCCCCUAACCGAGGCGGAACUCUCACGGAAACUGGAACGUGCUGCCGAAUUUCGGACCAAAUACACACCCGAGGAGCAGUUUCGUUACAUCAAAUCACUGCUGGCGGCCAGUUCGCGUCUAGGACGCGCUCUCGCCGAGCUGCUCGGUACACUCGUCAAGCUGUCGGUGGGAUCGCCGCAAACGCGUCAGCGACGCAUCAACGAUAUGAUUAGCAACAUUAACAAAGUUCCUAGCCCCGAGGCGCGUGAAAUUGCUCGCAUCCUGAGCUCCAUACUGGUGAAUGGCUUCAGCCACGAGAGCAUUCUGCCCAAGCCGGUGCCAAAGCUCAAGCUGACGUUCCUCAUCUGUUCGGUGGGCUUCACCGGUCCGAUGUUGUUCGAUGACAAACGCAGCGCCUUCCAUCUGAUGAUCUCGCAGUUUUGCGCCGAAAACGGUUUAAAGGCCUUCUUCGAGAUGUUCUAUUGGGCGCUCUCGCUCGAUAAUGUGUCGCAAAAGUUUGCCUUCGAUCAGUGGGCGGCACUCGAUGAUCUGAUGCAAUCGCACGAGGACGACAAACGUGAUUGUCCCGAGGGAACGGGAGAAUUCCUGGACGCAUGGCUACAACUCCUCGAAAAGAUGGUGAAUCCACGGGCGAUGCUCGAAUCGCCGUACACGAUGAGUCCGCGGGUGAAUUAUGUGCCCUUUGAGCCGGUGUUCUAUCUGAUCCAUAUCCAUCAGCUGGCGAUGCAGGCGCUGCGACGCAUCUGGUGUCGUCGUCCGAUUCCGAACUAUGGGGCGAGCAUGUUCGAGACGAUCAUCUUGAUACUGAAGCAUUUGAUUAAGUCGCAUCAGAUGCUGCUCGAUCGGUAUCACACCCGGAUGCAGGAGAUUAAAUUCGAGAAUCUGUACAUACGCAACACGGACGAGGGACUCAAUACGGAUCACAUACGCACGCUGACGGACAUGGGCUUCAGUCAUUAUCACAUCAUUGAGGCGUUGCGGAAUAAUGCUUCGCUCGAGGAGGCAACCGAUUAUUUGCUCAACAAUCCCGAGGCGGGCAAUUCAAUUCAAUACAAUUCAACGCAGGCAAUGCAAGUCCAACUGGGUGGCGGACAAGCCACAGGAGGAGGAGGAGGAACUGCAGCAACGACAGCAGCACCAACUACCGGAGGUGGUGGCUCCACAUUGAGUUUGUCACAGGGCAGCUUUGCCUCGAAUGUCGCCGUCGUUGGCGACAUGGACAUCGAUGUGGAAUCAACGACGCCCGGGAGCACCGGAGCAGCAUCGCUGGACAAUGCGGAUGUGACGCAACAAGCACAACAACAGCAGCAACAACAAACGUCUUCGUCGUCGUCCAACAGCAAAUUACCCAACUCAUCAGCGUCAGCCUCGUCAUCGUCGUCAUCAGCGAAUGCGUAUGAUUAUCGCCAGUUGAAGCUGAUGCCACCGUUGAUCUUUGAUCGCUUCUGCGAUGAGGCAGUGUCGCGUGCCUUUGAGUUUAUGGAGGCGAUACCCGAUACGGUGAACAGUGCAGCGGAUCUCAUAGCGGUGCUCUAUCGUCGCUUGAAUCACCUGAAUCGUCAGGUGUUUGUCACCAAUUUCGUGCGCAACAUCAUCCAAUGGGUUGACUUUACGCUGCAGCUCUUCGAGCCGAACGCAACCGGAACAGCAACGCCCAAGGCGGGACGAUUGGAGGAGUGCUUGACGGGCAUGACAGCGACACGUUUGUUUGUGCGCCUCAAGACCUCGACCCUGUUGCUCGAGGAGAACUACAGCGACUUGCAUCGUCCGCUCGUCGAAGCGAUUACCGCCCAGGAUGCGAUGGUCUCGCUGGUCAAGCUGCUCGAUUGCAUGAGCCAAUGGCUGCUCGAGCAAUCCCAGUUGGAGCAACAGCAACGGGCGACGGUGCCGCGUUGGCUCCAGAAUCUGGUGGACCUGAUCGAUGCCAUCGAUAGCAUUAGUCACAUACUGCAGCGCAAGGCGAACAUGCGUGCGGUGAGCAGCGAUUUGUGGCGUUGGUAUGACGCCUCGACGGGCAAAUGGAAUGCGUAUUCGGAUGCCAACAAUGAGCUGAUACGCAACGCUUAUGCGGCCGGCGAACGUUGGCUGCACAUCAACAUCGGGCGGCAACGCUGCACGGUCAGCUUCAAUUGCAUGACCCAAGUGAGCGAGGCGAGCGGCAGCCAUCGACCUGUGUAUCCGGCGUUGAAGAUUUGCGAGGCAAUCAGUCAACUGCAGAAUCCGAUGGCCAUGCACAAGGUGGACAAUGUGUUGAAUCGUGUGGUGCGCACCGCCAGCGAUGGCAGCGGUGGCACAACGCAUGUGGAUGAACUGGUUCCACUGCGACAGCUCAUCAACUUUAAUGAGCCACCAGCGGCAGAGACAACAGCAGGAGGAGCAACAGGAACAACUGGAACAACAACAGGAGCAACCACAGAGGAAGGAGCUGCUGAGGAGAGCAACGAACCGUUGCCACCGCCACCGCCUGCAAUGACAACGCGCAGUAAAUCGCGUCAGAAGAGCGCUGCAGCUGCCAAGGCAGCCAAAGCAGCCGCCGCAGCAGCGGCUGCCAGCAACACUGCAACAUCAACAACAGCAACCACAAAUGCAACAACAGCCACAACAGCGAUCCCAAAACGCACGCAGAAGAUCAUAUUGAACGAGGAGCAUGUGGGUCUCAGUAAAUUCGAUUGCAAUCGCAUCAUUGGCAGCAUUGUCGCGUUGUUGCAACCUCCGCAGCUGUUGCACCACGAGACCAAAUUGUCGCUGUUGCGUCUCUGCGCUCGCCUCACACGCAACUAUGCCAAUGCCCAGAUGUUUAUACGCUGCGGCGGUGUUCGCAUGCUGCUCCAAUUGCAGCAAUCGUGCAGCUUCAUGGGUUUCCCCACCUAUGCCAUUAUCAUCUUGAGGCACGUGUUGGAGGCGCCACCGGUGCUGCAGGAGGCCAUGGAACGUGUGCUGGGCAUGCGUGCCGCUGGCAUUGUGCCCGUCGGUCAUCGUGAUCUCAUCUAUGUGCUCACCCAGGUGUCGACGGCGGUGUCGCGUGAUCCGCAAAUCUUUGUCGCCGCCGCCAAGGAGAUGCUCAAGGGCGAGUACAUGAUCAAUGCGAAUAGCAAUAAUCUCGUCGACGAUGGACGUGUCAUGGUCAAGUCCAAAUUUGGACAACAGCCGACGGCAGCAGCAGCAUCAACAUCAACAACGACACCAACAACUGGCACGGGAACGGGUGCCACGCCAAAGGACUCGAAGGAGAGCGGCAACAAGGAUGAUCUCAAGGAUGAUCCGCUUGUGCAGUCAUCGGUGUCGGUGCUCAAGGAGCUCUUGUUGGCUCUGGUCCAGCCAUGUUGUCACUAUGGCGGCGCCGCAGCGGAACAGCCGCUGAAUGCCGCCGAAUUGUUGCAGCCGGAUCAGCCCCCAGGCGCGGCAGGAGCAACAGGCAGCCAGGAAGAUGAGGAUCCCUCGCCCGCUGCCAAGAAGUUAACCGGUGGCAAUCUGGGCAACGCUCAAGCACAAGCUGCCGGCGCUGGCGGAGGAAGUGGCGGCGACAAAUUCGAACCCUGCUGUUGCACAUGGCACAUCCCGACAAGCGCACACAGUCACGCGAAGCCGACGCUGUCGCGUGCAACGCUGCUCAAACUGCUGGCGGAUGCGACACGCGCCUAUCAAUCGCUGGUGCCCCGAGUGCUCCUCUCGCACGUCUAUGUGCCCAGCGACAGUCCACUGAUCACACCGGCUAGUGGUGGACAACAGACGUUCCUUGCGGUGCUCCUCGAUCGUUUUCUGCCACUCACCCAGCGUCAGCAUGUGCCCGAGGUGAGCACAAUGGCCCGGGUGCUGCUCUGUUCGCUAUCCGAUUGCUAUCAACAGGCGGGCGUCCAGCAACAGGUCGCCGAGGAGUUGCAUGCGGCCGUUGCACGUGCCUUGGCUCAACCGGACUCCGCGGAGAAGCACACACGUUUGCAGGUGCUGAUGAGCCUGUUCCCCAAUCUGAUUGAAUCCCCGAUGCUCUACGACAAAGUGCACAUGCAUCGCAACACGAUGUACCGGGUGCUGUUGCGUCAGGGUGUCAUGACGUAUCUGACCAAGGUGGCACAAUACAAAGAUCUAUCCAAUCACAAUACGCUGAGCACCCUGGGCGCCAUUCUGCGUCCCAUGGAGAUUCUAUUGCGUUUCAAUGUGGCCACAACAACGCUCGGAUCGAAGCGCAUACUCUUUGGCGGCGCCAAUUCUGGCGGCAAUGCGGCCAACAAUGGCAACGGCAGCGCCGGAGGCAAUGGCAAUGGCUUGGCCGGUUCCAAUACGGUGAGCGCGAUCAUCAAUCGUCGUCUGUAUCCACGUCUGGCGGCACGUUCCGCAGUGAAUGCGGCUGUGGAGCGAACGAAUGGCAUUGGCAGCGAGCAUGUGCUGCGCGAUAUCAUAAGGAACGUGCUGUCGGAUCGUCGGCACACGUUUGAGUUCAUCUUCAAUUCGGAUGAGAUGGCUGUCGAUUCGGAGGAUUCGGUGCCGCCCCUUGGCAGCGGCGGAGGCGGCGGCGGCUCAAUCUCCGAAUCAAGAUCAUCGGCUGUGGCAUCUGCGGCAGCAGCCGCUGCGGUUGCCCGUGCUGUGGCAGCCGAGAAUAAUGCACCCGGCAUUAUGGGUGGCGGUAGCAGCAGCAACAGCAACAAUGCGGCUGUCAUCGAUGUGGUCGAUGAGCGCAGCAAUGUCGCCGAUCUCGUCGCAUCGGCUAACGCCGCUGCAGCAGCAGCCGCAGCAGCAGCAGCCGCAGGAACAACAGCUGCCACAGGCAGCGCUCCCGGUGGCUCAGCAGCUGCUGCUAGCGGUGGCGGUGGUGUGCGUCCGGUACUCAAUUUCGAUCAGCUGUGGGACGAUUUCCUGCAAUGUGAAGGCUUAUUCUUGACAUCGCGCAGCAGCAGCAGCACAGGCGCAGGGGGAACUGGAAGCGGAGGGAAUGGCAACGCCGGUGGCAGCAACAAUGGCAAUGCCAGCGGCAGCUCGGGAGCUUCCACGGCCGCCCAACAGAAUGGCAGCAAUGCAGCAGGCGGUGGAAGUGCAACGCCUGGGAAUAUUGGUGAUCCGCGAUUGCGCAACAGCAGCUCCGUCGAUGUGGAUGUCGUUGGUGGCGGCGGAGGCGUCGGCGGUGGUGGUGGCAACAAUGCCUCGGUGGCCGGAAAUGCGGUGGUGGUAAACGAUGCGGCCAGCGGUGGCGGCAGCGGUGGUGGCGGUGGCAGUGAUGGUGCCUCCACAUCCUCCGAUACGGGCGGACCUCCGCCGGCUGUCGUGCGUACGACGCGUGAGAUGAACGCUUCGCUGUUGGGUGAUGUGAGCACCUCGGACUCCGAUUCGGAGGCAUCGACGGAGAACGAUGAACGCAACGCCGAGGAGGAGGACGACGAUGACGAUGAUGAUGAUGACGACGCUGCCGACGAGGAUGUCGAUGAGCACAGCGAAACGGAUGUGGAUGAGGAGCGACCACGGCAAUUCAUCGAAGUUUUCGAUCACAUCUAUGAACCCGAGUCAUCCGAAACAGCAUCGAACGAUGAGGAUGUGGAUGCCGAGGACGAUGACGAUGAUGAGGACGACGACGAUGAUGAGGACGAUGAUGUCGAUGACGUUGAGUCAACGGUUGCCCAGGCGGCCAACGAUGUGGCCCUCAUUGAUCAGGUGUUGGCCCAAGUGAAUGGCGGCAGCUCAUCGGCUCCAUCAUCGGCUGCAGCCAAUUCCAAUAAUCGUCCGCGUCGCAGUGCUGCCAUUGAGACGAAUGGCGGCUUAAUCGGAAGCAUUCGUCUCGAUGGCAGUGAUCAUCAUUCUCGGGGCAUGGACGAAGCGACCCGGGAGGCCAACAAUUAUUUGUACGAACGCUUGGGUGGCGACAGCAGCAGUCAUGUGAUGCCGCAAUCAUCGGCCAGUUUUCGUGUUCGCAUGAACAGCUCGAUUGCCCUGCCCCUCGAUAUUGAUGUCAAUGGCGGUGGCGGUGGAGGCGGCGUCUCUGGUGUUGCCUCAUCAUCUGGUGCUGCCGGUGGCUCAACACGUGGCGGAGGAGGCGGCGGCGGCGGUGGCAAUUCGGCGUCAGCCAAUUCGGUGGCAGCCGCUUUGCGUUCGUCAUCGGACUCGUGGAUGGCACCGGACUUCAAUUUCAUUGGCAGCGGCGCCGGCGGCAAUGCGACCGAUGUCAAUGUCAACGCAUUCCUGCCGCCCGCCAUCAUCCAAAUGGAACGCAAUGCUGGCGGCGGCGGAGGAGGCGGAGGCAACGCUGCUGUCGGUAAUCCGAAUAUGAGCAACCUGCUGGACGAACAGCCGAACGUUGCAGCCGCUGGUGCGGUCAAUGGCGGAGCGGCUGGCAAUGGUGCAGCUGGCGGAGCGGGCAACUCGGCCGCUGGCAAUCAUCCCAACAAUAGCAACACACUCUGCACGAACGGCGUGCGACGACGGCUGCUCUACUUGGAUCAGCAGUAUUGCGUCUGCAUGCCCACACACCAGAAUCCCACGGAGGAGACACAAAUGGAGAUAUUCACACAGGAUGCACUGCACUGGUGGCUGGAGGAGGCCAAAGCACUGGACAUGGAAAGCCAGACGGAUGCCUGCCUCUAUGCGGCACACUUUCUGCUGCCGCAUCUGAUCAAGGAGCUGAAGGCGGCGCAUCAGCAGCGCAAACAGGAGGAGGCCAGUCGUCAGGCGGCCGCCGCAGCAGCUGCGGCUGCAACCGCAGCAACAUCGGCUGCAUCAGCUGCCACCACCACAGCAACAACAUCGAGCAGCAGUGGUGGAGUGAUUGCGCCAGUGCCGGCAAGUGCGCUGGGCAUCAAUGCCGGGAUCACAACAACGGCGGGUGCAGCAGCGGUGACAACAGCGGCAACAACGCCACACAAUACACCAACCGUAGCAGCAACACCCGCCUCAUCGCCCGCAUCACAAGUGACAACACCGACAACAACAAUGGGAAAUACAAUGCCAACGGCAACAAACAAUUUCCGCAGUUCAAUUCCACGACUGAUACCUUCAAUGCAGUUUGUGAAUGCCGCCUCCUUGGCCACAACAACAACCACAGCAACAACAACAGCAGCCGCAGCAGCAGCAGCAACCGAGUCGUCGACACCAUCACCGCCGCCACCAGCAACAUCAGCAACAGGCAGCGAUAGCAGCAUGGUCUCAGCAAAUAGCAUCAUUCAACAGACACUGAUGAGCAGCGGCGGCAGCAACAUUUAUCCAAUACCAGCCACAGCAUCUGCUGGCGAUUUGGUGGAGCAACUGCGUCCACGUCAGCGUCACAAUCCAUCGCGCCUUCUUGGACGCCAGGGCAUCUACAAUAUCUAUGCCGAAAUCGAUUUGACCAACGAACAGGAGACACCGCCAGCAUAUCUUGUCGGUGGCAACGGCAACGGCGGAAACGGAGGCGGAGUCGGAGCUGCUGCUGCACCGCUAUAUGCCAGUGCGUUGCCACCGCCGCCAUCAAGUGCGACAACACGAUUGCCGCCGGUGCCGCAUUUCCCAGCCGCCGAUCGAUCUGCUGCUGGCUUAAUAUCACUAAGUAAUGCGGAUCGUCGCGCGAGAAACGCAUUUGCGAAUAUAUCGCGUAAUGUGCCACUGAGCGGACGCGGUGGCAACGGCGGAGGGGGAGGCAGCAGUCAACGUGAUUUGCCAGCGCGACUGCAGCGAUUGUCGCAAGCGAUGACCGUGCGUAGCAGCAGCGGCAGCAGCAACAAUGCAACUGGCAGCGAUCUGGAUGAAGCUUGGCGUGAGUCGCCAGUCCGUUUGACCAGUGCUGAUAUGAAUUUCCCGCUCUCACCGUCGCUGGAAAUGAAUCUGAAUUUCCUUGAACCACAGCAACAACAACAGCAACAGCAAAUCGAUGCGUUGCCAGAGUCAGUUGCCAUUGAGCAAUCGCCGCCACUGGUGCAAUCGCCCACAAUAGAUACGCAGCCGGUGCCGAGCAGCUUGCCCACGGUCAGCAUCUCUGAGCUGGCCGCUCAACUGAUGGCAACCAGCGACCAACAACAGCAGGCGGAGAAUAAUGGCAACAAUGAGGAGACAACAGCAACAGCAGUGGCAACAACAACCCCAACAGGAGCAGCAACUGUUGCUGAGCAAGCAACGCCAACACCAACUGAAGCAAAUAUUGUGGAGGCUGAAGCAGCAGCUGCUGCAGUGGCCGCUUUAACUGUGCCACAAUCCGAAGCACCGCUGGAACAGCAAACCGAUGAACUGUCCGCAGCUGCAGUCUCCAUUGAUGUCGCCACCAAUACCGUGGAUGCGGAUGCCGAUGCCGGAGCAGCCGCUGCAGCUGCAGCUGGCGAGACAGCCGGUGCUGUUGGUGGUGGUGGUGGUGGGGCCACAGCAGCGGUUGCUGCGACGGCUGCCGUUGUCACCGACAUGAGUCCCGAGGUACGUGCUGCUUUGGGGGAUCUGGAAGUGCCCGAGGGCGUGGAUCCAUCGUUUUUGGCCGCGUUGCCCAGCGAGAUGCGUGAGGAGGUGAUACAGGAGCAUUUGCGGAUGCAGCGCAUACGUCAACGUGCCCAGCAGAAUGCCAUACAAAUUGCACAUGAUUCGCUGGUCGAGGUCAAUCCCGAAUUCCUUGCCGCGUUGCCGCCCAACAUUCAGUCGGAGGUGUUGAUGCAACAGCGCAUUGAGCAGCAGCGUCAGGCGGCGCAGAGCGCCAAUCCCGAUGAUCCCGUCGACACGGCUGCAUUCUUUCAAAAUCUGCCCGAGAAUCUGCGUCAAGCGAUCUUAACGGACAUGGAGGACUCACAGAUUGCCAGCCUGCCACCCGAGCUGGCCGCUGAAGCGCAGUUCCUACGUCGCGACUGGGAGUCGCGCAACGGGACACGGAUUGAUGCGCAUCCACCCACCAAUGCACUGUCACGCUUCCAGUCAACGCUGCAGAACCUGGACGAGGCACGCUGGCACAGCGCCAUUUGGUACGAUGCCAGUGGCAAUGCACAGCCGCAGCAUCAUCAGCAUACGACAAUUGUGCAUCACCAUCACAUUGCGCCAAACACGGGCAAACCACUUGCCCUGCUCAUGAUGGAGGAUGAGAAUAUACUGCUCGAUCCGGACUCGUUGGCCACGCUCUUGCUCUUCUUGUUCGUCGAGGAUCAAAAGGUGAACAGCGUGCGUUUGCAUCGCGUCAUACGGAAUUUGUGUCACCACGAACCGACACGUGAUUGGAUUGUGAAAGCAUUGAUCAGCAUCAUACAGAAGACGAACGAGGAUAAUUCGAAUUUUGGUGCGACGGGCAACAAACCGGAAUGGCUCAAAUUGCGUGUGGAUGCGGCCUUCGGGUACAAGAGCAACAUCUUUCUGAUCAAUCGUCUGUACGAUGGCAGCGCACGGAGCAUUAGCAUUAAUCCGCAGGCAGCACAAAUGAUUGUGCGCAAUUGCCUUGAUCUGUUGUUUGUGCUUGCCAAGCAUUAUCCAUUCAGUUUUCUGCCCUACAAUCGUGAACCGAAAUCGCGCAAUCGCAUGUUGAACGCUGUGUUCAAUAUGCAACAAGCAGCCGAAACGGCAGCGGCGCCGGCAACCGGAGAUUUGCGUUCACGUUAUCAUCGCUAUCAGAUUGCCAAUCGUUUGCGUGGCUUCCUCGACGAUCAUCAGUUCCAUCAGCAGCAGCAGCAGCAGCAUCAACAACAGCGGCAGCAACAGCAGGCAGCAAACUUUAAGGCAACGCCACCAUUGGAUGAGGCGCCUUCGACAUCGAAAGCAGCUGCUGCCAAGGCAGCAGCCAACGCCAACAGUUCGACAUCGUCCAGUUCGAAAUCAACCAUUGCCUAUCAGACGAAUGCGCACAACUUUUGGGACGUCGUCCUCAACAUUGAUCGCCAGACGCCGGUGCGUUUAGCCAACGUGGCGCAAUUCCCGUUGACUUCGCAGCCUGCGUGGAAGUGGCAAACGAACAACAGUGACUUUUUGUCAUUCAGCGAAUCACCAUUUGGCCAACUACUUGAGAUGUUGCCCUACAAAGUCAUUUGUCGGUCACCGCACUUGACCGAUAUGCUGGUCAAAUUGCUUGCAUCGCUCAGCGUUGAUUUGCCCAAAGAGGAGGAGCCACAAGCAACACCGCCGCCACCACCUCCGCCGCCACCGCAGUCGCAACAGCCAGUUGGAGUUGGUGCACAGCUGGAGGAGCAGUUAAUGCCACCGCUGGUGCCCAUACAAACGUAUCCGCUAGCCGAAGAUCCGUUGGCCGUCGAGCAGUCGUCGCAGGCAUCGCAGCCGGAGCAACAGCAGCAGCAGCAGGCGGAUGAAGAGGAGCGCGACGAGGAGGAUGAUGAUGAAGAGACCGAGGAGGAUGACGAUGAGGAGGAGGAGGAAGAUGACGAGGAGGAUGAGGAGGAGUUGCCAACGGCAGCAGCAGCAGCGGCAGCCACAGCACCAACUGCUGGACAAUCAGCGACGACGUCAGCAGCACAACCAGCGACAGGUGCAACGCAACCGGUGUCGACGAAGCCGCGUCGCAAGAUCUAUGCCAAGAACUUCUCGCAGCUGCAGCUGGUGAUCGAGGUGCUGACACAUCAAUGCGGCACCACCGAGGGUCUGGACAAUGUGACCAAAUUGAUUGUCAAUCUGACGCAAUGCUCGCAGGCCUCGAAUGCCAUCUUCAUACAAUACUUGACGGCAGCCAUACUUGGGCUGGCGGAGGAAGUGCGUCAGGCCAUCCAAAUGCUGCUCAACGAGAUACGCGCCUACAAUAAUCAAACGGCAACGACGACAACACCUCAAGUGGUUGCUGGCAGUUCACAGCAGCAAACGGAUGGCAGCGCCAAUAAGCCGAGUGGCAGCGCGGCCUCCGCCUCCGCUUCGACCUCCGCCUCCGCAUCGUUGCUGUCCAAUUUAACCGUCCACGAGGGCAUGAUGCAGGAUCGCUUCACAUCCGAGGCUGUCAUCAUAUCGGCGCCGAAGAAUGCCAAGCCAACAUGUGAGCUGCAGCUGCCGUCGAUGAAGAAACUCAUGUCCAAUUCAUCCGCUCAGCCAUAUUUCCUGCGCACUCUCAAGAUCUUUAUGCAGGUGCGCGACAUGUAUGAGCUGCAAAAUAGUCACAACAACAGCGAUGAGGAGUUGGUUGUGGCUGCCAACGCAGCGGCUGCUGCUGCCGCUGCUGCUGCCAGAGGUGGUGCUGUUGGUCAGGAGGAUAUUGACAUUGCUGGCGAUACACCGCCACCACCACCGCCGCCUCCGCCACCGCAAGCGAACGCUUCGAGCAUGGACACCAGCGAUACGACUUCCGCUAACAAUAGCAACAGCAGCAGUAGCAAUAGCAAUGGCAAUGGCAAACCGGCUGCGAAGCCCACACUAAGUCAGAUUCUGUGUCUGGACGUGCUGUGGCACACGUUGAGCGAGUGCCUGGUGGCUCUGGAGGAGUCCAAGGAUGAGUUCGCUGUGCUCGUGCUGCAGCCCACCGUUGAGGCGUUCUUCCUCAUCCAUGCUUCGCAUCGUGUCACACCCAAGAAGCCGGGACGUGGCUCAACGGGUGGCGGAAUUGGAGGUGGAUUGCGCGUUGUGCCGCCAGCUUUGGCCACCGAGCAUCACAGUCCGCAGCUGGACGACACGAACAGCAGCAAUGGCAGCAGCCAGGCGCAUAAUUCCUCCAGCUUUGAAGAUGAAUCACGUCUUCAGGAUGCGGCGACAAGCACAUCGAGCUCAUCGUCUGUGGUGCUGACAGCGCACGAGCGUCAGCUGAAACAAGAUCGCCAGAAAUUCCUGCAAUUUGCGGAGAAACAUCGCACGGUGCUCAAUCAAAUCCUACGUCAAUCUUCCACGCAUCUAUCGGACGGUCCAUUUGCCGUGCUCGUCGAUCACACACGUAUCCUCGACUUUGAUGUGAAACGCAAGUAUUUCCAAACCGAAUUGGAGCGUCUCGAUGAGGGCAUUCGACGGGAGGAGCAUACGGUGAGCGUGCGUCGCGUCACAGUGUUCGAGGACUCGUUCCGUGUGCUGUAUCGCUUGGGUCCCGAGGAGUGGAAGAAUCGCUUCUACAUUGUGUUUGAGGAUGAGGAGGGCCAGGAUGCAGGCGGUUUGCUGCGCGAAUGGUAUGUGAUAAUCUCCCGCGAAAUCUUCAAUCAGAUGUAUGCCUUGUUCUGCGUAUCGCCGGGCGAUCGCGUCACCUACAUGAUCAAUCCCUCCAGCCAUGCCAAUCCCAAUCAUCUGAGCUACUUUAAGUUUGUCGGUCGUGUCAUAGCCAAGGCCGUGCAUGAUAACAAGCUGCUCGAGUGCUAUUUCACUCGCUCGUUUUACAAGCACAUCUUGGGCAAACAGGUGAAGCACACGGAUAUGGAAUCGCAAGACUAUGAGUUCUAUAAGGGACUCGACUAUCUGAUGAAGAAUGAUAUCUCGACGCUGGGCUAUGAGCUAACCUUUUCAACGGAGGUGCAAGAGUUUGGCGUCACACAAAUCCGUGAUCUCAAGCCAAAUGGACGCGACAUUGCCGUCACCGAGGAGAAUAAAUUUGAAUACGUGCAACUCGUCUGCCAGCUCAAAAUGAGCGGCUCCAUACGUCAGCAAUUGGACGCAUUCCUGGAGGGCUUCUAUGACAUUAUUCCAAAGCAUUUAAUAUCGAUAUUUAACGAGCAGGAAUUAGAGCUUCUCAUAUCCGGCCUCCCAGAUAUUGAUAUUGAAGAUCUAAAGGCCAAUACCGAGUACCAUAAGUACACAUCCAAAUCGGCGCAGAUUCAAUGGUUCUGGCGCGCUUUGCGCAGCUUUGAUCAAGCGGAUCGCGCCAAGUUCUUGCAAUUUGUCACGGGCACUUCGAAGGUGCCACUGCAGGGCUUUGGCUCGCUGGAGGGCAUGAAUGGCAUUCAAAAGUUCCAGAUCCAUCGCGACGAUCGCUCCACAGAUCGUUUGCCCUGCGCACACACCUGCUUCAAUCAAUUGGAUCUGCCCAUGUACAAAUCGUAUGACAAAUUGCGUAGCUGUUUGCUCAAAGCCAUACACGAGUGCUCCGAAGGAUUUGGUUUUGCCUAAGCGGCGACAACAGCAACCAGUCAUUAACAUCAACAACAGCGAACCAACAAUAUUAACAAUAUAACAACAACAGCUGCCAUCGAAGCAACGACAACAACAGCCGCCACAUCAACAACAACAACAACAACGGCAAGCAACAAUAAAUAAAAACAAAUAGCAACACUUACACACAAUUGUACACAAAAGCAACACACACAUGCAACAUGCAACAUGCAACACUCACAGCAACAGCAACAACAGCUACAGCAACAUGCAACAAUUCCUAAAAGAAAAAAGCGACGACGAAAAUGAUUAGAGAACAGCCACUGCAAAUGUGCUAUAAAGAAAGCAACAGCAACAACAGCAACAACAGCGACAACAGCAACUGCAACAGCAACAACAUAUAUACAGUACAUAUUAGUUAUAUAGUAUAUAUAAAACCAUGUUGAAUUAAUUAUUAAUUUUCGCGCGUAUAUUAUAUACAAUAUAUAUACAUACACACUCUCACACACACCUCCACCCACACACACACAUAUAUAUAUAUAUUUCUCGAUAUAUAUGUAUAUACAAAAACACGCAUAUAUAUAUUUUCUUAAAUUUGCAAAAAAAAAAGAACGUGAACCACAACAAAAAAAAAAAUGAAGUGAGAAUGCAACAUAAAAGCGUAAUAGAAAAACAAAAGCAACAUUCAUAAUGAAAGCGAUGAAGAAAAAGUUGAAGAAGUAUAUCAAGUCAAGGCGAAAGAAGAACGUAUUUGAAAGCUGUUUCUGAUUUUCUACAUUAAGUUUUUUGUUUUGCAAGACCCUAUUUUUGAGAAAAUUAUAUAAUAUAUAAUACGAUAAUAUGAUAAUAAUAACACUAAAUGAAACAUAAUUAAUAUAUAUAUAUUUUAUUUUCCUAAGUGAAGUAAAUGAAAAACAAAAACAACAACAAACAAUGGAAAUAACUUUGAUAUGUGUGAAACAAAGCAAAAUGCAUAAAGUGCACAUUACGCUUUGAUUCUUGUUUAUAUAUAUAAAAAACGAAAAAAAAUAAAAUAAAAUAAAACUAAAAAAAAAAAA
Molecule: messenger RNA, 18019 nt
Organism: Drosophila albomicans
Lineage: Eukaryota; Metazoa; Arthropoda; Insecta; Diptera; Drosophilidae
Gene: HUWE1
Product: E3 ubiquitin-protein ligase HUWE1
Exons: 17
Coding region: 414-16979 (5521 amino acids)
Biological process (GO): proteasome-mediated ubiquitin-dependent protein catabolic process; protein polyubiquitination; positive regulation of protein catabolic process
Cellular component (GO): nucleus
Molecular function (GO): ubiquitin-protein transferase activity; protein binding
Source: RefSeq, a predicted model, not a curated record